AAUAUUGGCACAUCCCCCAUGGAGCAACCAAUAAAAAGCUUUAAAAGCCAAACAUAAAGAAUCAGCGAGUCAGUGAGAUGAGUAAAUCCACGUCCAGAGGAGCCAUGAUGAAGUUUUGUUCUAUACUCAUCUUUCUCUUUGUUGGUGAUGCAUUAGGGUCUCUUGAGAAGAGGAUUGUUGGAAGUAAGUCUUGUGGCAAUGCAAGGAAGUACCAUAUCCAACUGAAGACUGCCCAGGGUGAAAAGACCUGUGGUGGUGCUCUGCUCAACACCCGCUGGUUCAUCACUGCUUCUCACUGUGCAAAUCAGAAAGUCCAAGUGAAGCUUGGGGAAGGAAGUUUAAAUUUUUUUCAAAAAACGAAUUCAAAAAUUAAAUCUGCGUUCAAAGGAAGGAGUAAUCCACUUAAGCAAGAAAUUGAACCUAAACAGCAAUUUCCCUUCAAAGAUGAGGAGGGUAAAAUGCAUGAUAUCAUGCUAAUAAAACUGAAUGUAGAUGCGUCUGCUAAACAUGGCAUCAUCAAGCUUCCUGCAGACUGUAAGAGACCAGCGACUGGUUCAUCACUUCUAAUUGGAGGGAUGGGACCCAAGAGAGCAGGGGGUAAACCUGAAAGUAGUGUGAGAUGUGCAACAACAAAAAUGAUAGACUGUGGCGAGAAAGACAAACCCAGUAGUAAGUACCACAGCGAUGAGACCAACACCAUGUGUGCCCACGUACCCGGCGUGGAGGCCUGCUUUGGUGACGCAGGCACAGCUGUAGAGUUCGACGGUUUACUGUAUGGCAUCAUUGUAAAUAAGCCCAAGGAUAAGUGUGAAAACCCCAUAGUGAUGAUGGAUAUCUGUUUCUACAAGGAAUGGAUUGAAAAAACUAUGAGGGAGAAUUAAAGGCUAAACCUCCAGCUCAUAAUAAUGGCAAAUAAUACCCAAAUAUUACUGAAACGUACUUAUAACCACUAUACAAAUCAGAUAUUUUCAAAUAUAACAGGAGGAAAUGUAAGUUCAGUUUGUGUGCCCUUCUUGCAUUUUACAACUACUUACCCCAUAAAUAAAAAGAUAUGGCUGCCAA
Molecule: messenger RNA, 1062 nt
Organism: Cololabis saira (Pacific saury)
Lineage: Eukaryota; Metazoa; Chordata; Actinopteri; Beloniformes; Belonidae
Product: trypsin-like
Exons: 5
Coding region: 78-881 (267 amino acids)
Biological process (GO): proteolysis
Molecular function (GO): serine-type endopeptidase activity
Source: RefSeq, a predicted model, not a curated record